Molecule: messenger RNA, 3126 nt
Organism: Choloepus didactylus (southern two-toed sloth)
Lineage: Eukaryota; Metazoa; Chordata; Mammalia; Pilosa; Megalonychidae
Product: proline-rich protein 36-like
Exons: 13
Coding region: 1-3126 (1041 amino acids)
Source: RefSeq, a predicted model, not a curated record
AUGGGGCGAGGCGGCGCGACUUCUCCCCGGCUGCCCGUGCAGGCAGGUGUGCGCCGCAGGGAGUCGAUCGAUCGGCGACCCUGGGCCGGCUGCCGGAAGACACCCCCUGAGGGCCAUUUGACCGACGCCCAGGAGCAGGAGCAGGGCGGGAAAGCGCGCGGGCCGGCGGCCAGGAGGCGGGGACCAAAAAGGGCGACAGCCUCCCCGUCGGGGAAUCGAACCCCGGUCUCCCGCGUGACAGGCGGGGAUACUCACCACUAUACUAACGAGGACGGCAAUGGCCCCUUUGGGCCCACGACGCUUGCCGGCUGCCCGCCCGACCCUUUCCCUCGCCGCCGCCGCCGACCCACGCCCAGACACGCCCACCAACCAGCCUCCCACCGGGACCCGGACAUCGCCACGACCCCCACCCCCCACCACCACCACCCAGGCGGCUCCGGACCACAUGCGGUUGGAGGCUGGCGGCAAGCGGCUGAGCCGGCGCGGCCGGGCUGGGUCGCGGGUGGGGGCGAGACGGCGUCGGCGGCGGAGACAGCGGGUUUUGCCGCCGUGGCUCCCCCUCGGCCCGCGCGCGGCCGCUCCACCAGGCACCGCGACGGCCACUUAGGAGGCACGGCGAACGCCCAAGGCCACGAGUGUUGGCGCCUGAUCCCAGCCAGCCGAGCGGCGACGCGCCGGGUCUCGCCUCCCGUCCUGGAGGGCGAGCCUCCAGACCCUCGCCGCUCGCUUCUCAGACCCACCCACCCUUCCCUCACACCCGCCGGCGAAGCACAAACAGCCCAGCGCAACGCUGCUCAAGUGCUCUCAGUGCCCAUCCCUGCUGCACCCUUUGCCUACGUCCUGUCCAUGCCAAUACCGCCGUCACCUGCCUUCCCCGCCCACCCUAACGUCCCUUCGGACCCCCACCGUCUCCUACGAUUGCCCGUGCCGCUCUCUCGUCCCGAAGACGGCUCCGUUGACUUGUGGGCAGAACCCUUAGAUCCCCGACACCCGCCCACCAACGUCGGCCCCCACCCAACCCGAGCCAACAGCACCAGCGCGCUGCCGUGCCGCGACAGCCCGUUGUGCCCCCCGGGGCCCCUGGCGAGUGCCGUCGGCCAGAAGGUGGAAGUGAGCCUCACGCGGAUUGGUCGUCAUACCGGACGUCCCUCGGCUGGCGGGCGGGAGUCCGAGGCGCGGCACCCGUCCGCCUUCUCCGGGGAAGGGGGCUACGGGAGGGGGACGCUGCACCGGGCCCUUCGGCUCACGGCGCUCCGGGCGCCCGCCUGGCCUGGUCCGGCCGCUGCCUUCCUCCGCGGGACCCCAGCGUUCUCGCGGCCCCGGGCCUCAGGGAGAGCGCAGGCCCGUGCGAGACUGCCUGUCUCUCGCCGCGCCUCGACGUGUCUGGCGCCUCUCGCCCGGGUCGCCCACCCGCUCCCUGGCCGCCGGCACGCGCCGCCUGGCGCGCUCCGGGAGUGCCGGAUGCCCGCUGCAGGCAGCGACUGGUGUCGGGCGGCUGGUGGCGAGCGGGCGCUGGGGCCAAGCGUGGCGAGCCCGGGCAGCGGCGCAUGGAUCCUUCCCCACACCACCCGCUCCGCUCCCGCCAGCCCCCCAUUCCCCGCGCCCCUCUCGCCCUACAGACCCAACAGGGGCCCCGUCCAGCACUUCUCCGGCUCGGCCACCCCUCCACCCGGCACCUCCCCCUGGAUCUUCAGCCAGCGCUCACUAGCAAGCAGCCAUCUCCUGGCAGGUCACCGGCUCGCACCAUUGCCUGCUUCGAACUCACACCUUAGCCUGAUGGCCUUGGGCGGCAACACCUCAAGCUCGCCCGAAACGACCCGUCUCCCGCUCUUUCCCGUCUGGGCUCCACCACGGCCCAUGGCACCUGCGCCUGCCACGGCGACCCAUCGUCCUGAAGCCUCCGCACAGCCGCUGCCUGGCCCGCCAGCUGUAUUCCCGUCCACUCCGAGCAAGCUGGGCUACCCUCCGCUGGGACGUCUCAAGGCUGAUUUUCGCAUCGACGUCUCCCGGCCACCGUGGCCCGGGUGGGCGGGGCUGUGGGUGCAGAGGCCCUCACCCGACCCCAUCCCUCAUCCCCCAUCCCCCACCGCCCACCGCCCACCGCCCACCGCCCACCGCCACACCCACCGGCACCCUCGCCAACACUCCUACCCCUACCCCCGAACGGAGGAAGGAAGAGUUGACGCCCCGGCGGCGGGACUCGGCCCUUUGGAAGCCGCCACGUGGCGGCACAGCGCAAAGCACGUGCGCUGGCCCGAGCCAGGGGGUCGGGGUGUGCCGACGGCCGACCGGACGCGUAAGGCUGCCCUGGCCACUCGGGUUUUGGGCUCUCAGGAGAGCGGGGUGAGCGAGACCAGCGUGGGGUCCUGGUGGUGGGAGAAGCCGCAGGCCUCAAGUGGGCGAAGGGAGGCGAAAAGGAUUGGGUCGUGGCCGGCGGUUGGAGCCUGCGCGGCCAAGGAGGGAGCGAGCGGGCGAAGCUCAGCGCCUCCAGCCCGAGCUCAGGGCGCUACCUUGGCACCAGGCCCCCGCUUCGCCCAGCCUCCGCCCUGCAAACGCUCGCCGCUCACCGCCUCCCGCAACGCGAGCGCCCUAGCUUGCUGCCUGCUUGCAGCACCCUCAAAACACUGCGCGCCUCUUUCCCACCCGUCCACCCAGCCUCGGGCCAAGCUCCCGCCCCGAACCCUGGCAGGCUGGUCGGGGCCGCCGGCAAAAUGUCAGUCCGCUGCGUUGGCCGGGAAUCGAACCCGGGUCAACUGCUUGGAAGGCAGCUAUGCUCACCACUAUACCACCAACGCCGCACGGCCCGGCCAGGCCCGGGACGCCGGCCCGGGACUCGCACGAGCGCUCUGCCGCCGCCGCCAGGCUCAACCCUUCCCCGACGUCCCGCCCGCAAGCGACCCUACGCUGCCACAGCGCCGACGACCGGCCGUCCCACGCCUCACUCGCGCUGUCCGAGCCCAGCGCCGCCUGUCGGGGCGCUCUCGCUGCCUUGCUGCUCGGUGCUCGGUGCUCGGUGCUCCGUGCUCCGUGCUCCGAGCCCCGGCCCCGUCGGCUCCUCCUCGUUGCCGCCCGCCCCCUGGGCACCACCAGGUCGCGAGCGCUGCUCCCUGCUCGGCCGGGCCGUAG